Messenger RNA from Engraulis encrasicolus (European anchovy), 2881 nucleotides. It is a transcript of the gene shfl, whose product is annotated as shiftless antiviral inhibitor of ribosomal frameshifting. The transcript has 10 exons. The coding region runs from base 111 to 1163 and encodes 350 amino acids. NCBI's taxonomy places the organism in Eukaryota, Metazoa, Chordata, Actinopteri, Clupeiformes, Engraulidae. Gene Ontology annotation, molecular function: ribosome binding; sequence-specific mRNA binding. Gene Ontology annotation, biological process: innate immune response; viral translational frameshifting. The record is from RefSeq and is a predicted model, not a curated record.
UAUAUAUCAAAGUGAAACCGAUCUGAUCUGACCAGAAACAGAGCUGUGGAAACGGCUGGCGCAUGAUCAUUGUGCCUAUGGUAAAACCCAUUUUCCGAGUAGAAUAAAAAAUGAGUCGUCUUCAAGACGAGGUGGAGUUGGAAAUAAGUGUCAGGAGACUCAGAGAAAAAUUCCAUGGCAAGAUAUCGAUUGAGAAGGCGGCGUUGCUUAUGCGGCGCUAUGGCAAUGACCACCGGAGGAUAGCUAUGGAGAUUGUGCUUAUGAAAGAUAGAGACCUUGAUGAUGAAGACAGACAUGAUUUAAGCAAUGAUAUCACAGUUAAGAACGUGGUGGAGAAAUUGAAGGCAGAGGAGGAGAAUCCGCACUCAGCUUCUCAAUCCCACAUUCCCACUGGACAGGCAUCUUCUCAAAAGAGACCACCAAAGUCUGGUAAAAAGCCCAAGGCAAACAAGCAGCCAACUGAGGACAAGGACAUUCAGGAACUACUGCAGCGUCUGCGCGUCCUACCACUGACGCAGAAGAACCUGCGCAUGUUUGACAACGCCCAGCGUGACGUCAUCCCCUCGGAUGUGCACCAGUUUGCCUGCGGCCAGUGUGACAGCGACUGGUGGCGGCGCGUUGCACAGAGGAAAAGAGUGUCUCGCUGUUUCAAGUGCAAGAGGAAGUAUGACCCAGUGCCUGCAGACAAGAUGUGGGGCAUCGGGGACUUCAACUGCCCCAACUGCACUCGCACUUUCAAGGGUUUUGGAAGGAUGGAUUUGGGCUCCCCUUGCUAUGGCUGUCGUUCCCUCAUCACCCCCAUCGCCAUCUUACCACCUCGCCGCAACAUGGUGAUGGGGCCCGGGCCCGGGCCCAGGAGCAAGAACCAGCACAGCUGCUUUGCAGAGGACUGCUUCAACAGACAAGAGCCCCAUGUGCGCGGGACGGAGUGCGUUCACCCUCGUAGCCGUCAGAAGAACCGUAAGCCUCGCGUGGUGAACCCCAGCCCCGCCCACAUCAGCUCAGGGUCCACCGUCAACACCUGCCUCAGCCAGGGCAGCAUCCUGGACCUCUACGAGCACGUGCGAGAGGACGUCAUCUACGAGGAGGAGGAGGACGACGAUGAAGAUGAUGACAAUGAUGAUGAUGUGGAGACUGAUAGUAGUGCAGGCAGCGACAGAUAGAGAAAAUGAUCAGGUAACACUAUAUAAAUGAAGUGAUGCAGAAAAAAGCAUUAUAAAAACUUAGAAAAUAAUUAACUAAUAAUGAACUAAUAAUGAACAAAUUAUGAACAAAUGUUUGUUAAUGAGUAAGAAAUGUUCAUAUUUUUACAGGUACGUUUUCUUAUCAAACAUUUACAAUUUGUUUGUGAUUGAAUUUAAAAAAAAAAAACUGUUAAAAGGUUUGUAAAAUCUUGAACAUAUUAAUUGUUUGUUCAUGUUUUGUUCAUCAUUGGUUAAUUACCGGUAUUUGCUAAGUCUUUAUAAUACUUUUUCUGCAUCCCUUAUUAUGAAGUGUUACCAAUAAUCAGAGGUGUUUAAAGUAGAAGUAGGCCUACUCUUGCACUUAUGUAAUUACAAUAACUUGCACAUAAUCUGGCAUAGUUGAUGCAGCAGUAAUUCCACUGGUCCUAAUGAGGUAGAAUCACCAUAAGAAUACUUCUGCUUUUACUUUACACACCUCUGCAAAUAAUCAAGUACUCUCUUGCACUCUCUUGCUGUGGGUCAACCAUGAUCUCUCUCUCUCUCUCUCUCUCUCUCUCUCUCUCUCUCUCUCUCUCUCUCUCUCUCUCUCUCUCUCUCUCUCUCUCUCUCUCUCUCUCUCUCUCUCUCUCUCUCUCUCUCUCUCUCUCUCUAUCUCUCUAUCUCUCUAUCUCUGUGUCUUCAACAAGUUAGAGUGCAAUGCAUAGCCAAUCACAAUGAACUUCAAUCAGUUCAAUCUUCAUUGUCGGGCAAUGGUACACAAAUGCAGGCUUCUCUUCUUACUGAUCUUAUUACAUAUUCCGCCAUACAGUCUCUUUUUUUUGUUCUAUGCAAGCCCUGUGGGACAUAACAUUCAACCAUUUCCGCUCAAUAUCCGCCCUGUACUGUCCAUUUGUAAUACCUUUAUUUCUUUGCCUGCGUGUCCAAGGUUUGAGGACAAAACCGACAUGUUAUGUAAUACAGUAAACAUAUAUUCUUUCAACCAGGGAGAAGCAAUUAUGAAACUUUUGUGAGAGCGGAGGAGGCAGGCCCCCAGGAAAGUCUGACAGCUAGAUAAGCCUUUUUUCUCUCCAGCAACAACUAAAGAACCAGUUAUCCCACUUCAAGUACACUGCCUGAAAACAAUAGCUGAACUUUGGAGUAACUCUAAGGAGCACUCUGCACACUCUCUUGAAGAGAGAACACUGCAUGUCUAAAGCUUCUAUUAGGUUACUAAUGUACAGUAUGUAACUUGAAAUGGGCCCUGCACCUUAGUUAUGCCACCGCACUGGUUAGGCUCUGUCUGAUGCCAAAUCAUGAUAUAGCAUUCACACACAUUGUGGGGCCAGUGGAUUAUGUUGGACAAUAUGUGGUAAUGAACUGGGAUGCCAACCCCUUUUAACAGCGUGCUGUUCCAAACUCGUGUGCCUUUUUAAACAAAGAAAAAAAUCCGCUCUCGCCAGCUGCAUUCAUACAAGAUGUUGCAUAGCAUGUGAUUAUAUCGUGUCUUAUCCUUGAAAUUACGUGCUUGGCUAUCUGGGAAAUCACGGCUGGUGGAUUCAAUUUCAGAAAACCCUUAAUGACUGAGGGAAAGCACAUGCAAGCAUUCAGCAACAACACACUGAACUUACCUUCUAGUGUUAAAAGAAGUAAUUGGAUUUGUGCUGUAUAUUUUUAAAAUACAAGAUGCUUUUACCAUUAUUUUGUCUACGGUGUGUUUG